AUGCCAUCUUCCACUUUCAUAGGAAGCAAAAACCGUCAUCAUCGUCCUCCCAAUCGUCGGGCAAAUAGCGCCCUAAGCAGUGCCGCACCGACCACUCUAAACCAGCGCCCCAUUGAUGAAUCCUCUCCUCCGAAUGAGACAGAUGCGGAAUGCUGGGAACGCAUGCUCGCGCUGCAGAAAGAAUACCAUUGCUACAACUCAGCAAGGUUAGAGGCUGCGGUCGAAGCGCUAGAAAAUGGAUGCAAAAUCGAAGAGGUACCUAUUCCACCGAGACAAUGCUUGGAUUUGCUGAAUGAGAGCUUGAAAGCUUGGAUCGAUGCUCAUAGGGAAGGACUCAUUUACUAG
This is a messenger RNA of Venustampulla echinocandica, 345 nucleotides long. RefSeq lists its product as uncharacterized. Lineage: Eukaryota; Fungi; Ascomycota; Leotiomycetes; Helotiales; Pleuroascaceae. The transcript is spliced from 2 exons. The record is from RefSeq and is a predicted model, not a curated record. The coding region runs from base 1 to 345 and encodes 114 amino acids.